Molecule: messenger RNA, 2341 nt
Organism: Anopheles arabiensis
Lineage: Eukaryota; Metazoa; Arthropoda; Insecta; Diptera; Culicidae
Exons: 1
Coding region: 116-1405 (429 amino acids)
Source: RefSeq, a predicted model, not a curated record
AGCUAUAAAUUAGACCUACCGGCCGUAGCGUAGUCGCUGUCCAGCAGGCAAACUGAUAAGUGUGCUCUCGCCUUUUUCGCAAAACAGUGAAAUCUCGUCCAAAACGCUAGAAGCCAUGGGUGAACGCACCGAUACGAUCGCUGGGCUGGACGAUAUUGCCGUACCGGAGUACAUCGACGAACGGUUGGCUGCGAAAGCGCUCGUCAACGGGCUGGGCCUUCAAUCGGUGCGCAUUGUUGAGUGUAAAAUAACGCGCGCUACCGCCAACGGUGACAAUUACAUGAGUGAUGUGUUUCGGCUCGCAGUCCGUUACGUCGCCGAGCAGUCGGGCGACGAGCGCACCAUCUCGCUGGUAGUGAAAAGUCUUCCCGCGACCGGUCAACGCGGCCCCAUGAUAGAGGAAGUGCAGGCGUACACGAAAGAAGCGACCAUGUUCCGGGACGUGGUGCCCGCACUUUCCGAGCUGACCGGCGGCAUGUUCUUUGCCGCGCGUUGCUUCUACGCCUCCGACCUGCCUGAGCGGUUGCUGGUGUUUGAGGACCUGAAAGCGCUCGGCUACGUGACGGUAAACCGGCAGGCCGGGCUAGACUUUGAACACUGUGCGCUGGUGAUGCGCAAGAUCGGUCAGUUCCAUGCUGCGUCGAUGCGCUUUGCCGAGCAGCGAUUGGAGCUGCUCCAGCGCCAGUUUCACUUCAACAUGUUCAAUCCGGACCACGGUGAGGCGUCGGGACAGCUGCGUACCAUCUUCGAGAAGGGUCUGGAAGCGCUGAUUGCCGUCGCCAGGGAGCGGUGGGACGGGUUCGAUCAAACGAUCGUGCAAAAGCUGGAACGGCUGGCACCGGUGUACAUCGAUCGGUUGCGCGCGUGUCUUGAGCAGGACUGUGAGGCGGACGGUGGCUACCGGGUGCUGAACCACGGUGAUCUGUGGUCGAACAAUAUGCUGUUUCGCUACGAUCCGACCGAACCGACGACCGUGCAGGAUGUGGCGUUCGUCGAUCUGCAACUCAGUUUCUACACGAGCCCGGGCGUGGAUCUAAACUAUGUGCUUGCUACCUGUCCGAACUACGAGACGCGGUCGCGGCUGGACGAGCUGAUCGAGCUGUACUACGCCUCGUUCCGGGACACGCUAGAGCAGCUGCAGUACACGGCCCGGCCCAUCCCGUCGCUCGCCGACGUACGGCGGGAGAUAAGGCGGAUGGAAUUUUAUGCCCUCGUGUCGGUCGUCUCCGUGCUGCCGAUCGUGGUGAUGGACCACACGGACGAGCUGGUGGCUAACUUUGAAAAUCUCAUUGACGGCAAGGAUGCAGCGAGAGCGCGCGACAUACAGUACAAUGGGGUGAACUAUCAGCGCAUCGUGCGUCCGAUGCUGAUUGAAUUCAAUCAGCGCAAGAUGCUAGACAUUUAGACAGACAAGGGGAACCGGCGUUCUUUGGUUGCUUUUGUUGUCAUUUGAUAAGAUCCCUUCAGCAGGUAGCAAAAGUGAGAUAGAAGCUCCGUCGUUGACAAUAUUAUCAAUUUAGGAGGUCCAAGGUCAUUCAUGGAGACAUGGAGUAUCUUUGUUUAGACGAUACUGUGGAGUUUUCGGUGGUCAAAAGUGCCAUAUUAUUGCAGUGUUUUGUUACUUGAUAACAGUAUUACUUGCUUUCAUGCAUGCAACUGUCUUUUGUUCAGAAGAUUCCAGUGUUUCUCAAGUGAUAUUUACAUUAGGCCGCGGGGCCAUGGGGCUUUCUCAAGCUGAGAAAUCAUUCUCAAACACUCAUUUAAGUUUCUCAAACACUUAAAACUUGUUCUCAGACGCGAGCCCGUGGCCGUCGUCAGUUUUUAUCACUUUGAGAAACUGAUAUUGCCACUCAUGCUUUAUUUGGAGCUUUAAAUAGAAAAUAUAUUUUUGAUCGCAUUUUUUUUUUUCAAUUAUAAACAUUGAAUACAUUUUCCAAAGUGAAUACCGAAAAACAAAUAGCAUAAUUGCUCAUAUUUCAGUUAGCCGAUCGCUGCAUCGUCAUCUUUCUCAAAGAUUCUCAAAGAUUCUCAAAACCGAUUUUGUUCCGAUUCGACAAACGCUGAGAACGAGGAUUUCUCAAAAGCACUCAUGAGUGCUUGAGAAAAUGAGCGUUGAGAAUCCCCAUGGCCCCGCGGCCUUAGAAGGAAAUAUUGCAAAUCCGUAAAAUACGUUUCAACAGUAUCUAUGGUAACGCUAAUGAUCUGUCAUUGGUUGCUUUGACAUUCAUUUGCAGAAGAAUAGAAAAUAGGUUGAAAUGGUCUUUUACUAGAGAAACACUUUGUAUUCACAAUGCAGUCAUGAGCUACACCAAAUAAAGUGACACAAUUUUUUUUACCGAAA